CCGAAUACUACAGGAAUAAUCAAUACAUCUCCCUCAGAGUUUCCGUCUUUACACUCCGAUCACUAAUAUACAUGGGUACCUUCUACGGACGUUUCAAUUUUUAAUGGCCACGACAUCGUCUACAAAAUACGAAUAAAGCCCAUAAGAAAUCUCUCUCAGUCAUUGUCCUUGAGUUGUAAAAAUACGACUACGUUGUUCAAUAUUUUCUCAUCGGCAGUCACGACUGUCAGUUGUCAGAUAAACGAUCUUGCAAUGAUUACCAAUAAGGAUCAUCCGAAAUCAGCGAAGGUUCGAAACAAAUUUUAUGAAACCGAUCUCGAGGAGGAUAUCGGUUUGAUACGAUGUUUGAUGAAGUCGAUAGGCUUGUGGUACUCGAAAACUGAAAAUUCACCGAGAGAGAAAUUCAUGUCAAUCAUCUCGAUCAUGGCCUACACUCUUCUACACGUCGUCGUGCUCGUUCCCUUCUUCAUAGAGAUCGUUUUCAUGGAGAAGGACUUUCGAAAGCAGGUGGAAAACGCUUCGCCGUUGAUCGGUUCCUUCAUAGGAGAGAUCAAGUAUUUAUGUAUAUUGUAUUACAAGAAAGAUGUGUGCAACUACAUCGACAGCAUGUCCGAAGAUUGGAGGAAAGCUCGCAUGAAGCCCGAUCGCGAAUUUAUGCUCCAAAGCACCAAGUUCGGCCAAAAAUUGACACGGCCAUGUAUGAUCAGCAUGUACACCGGUUGCGUGGGCUAUGUAUUCAUUAACCCUGUUCUAUCAGGGGAUCUUCUGUCCCGUAAUGACACCUCAAGAACGCUGGCGUUUCCCUGCUAUUACCACGUCUUCGAUGUUCACCGUUCGCCGAAUUUUGAAAUUAUGUAUAUUACCCAAAUUGUAUUCGUAGUCACGUCGGCAACCUGUUUCAUCGUUGCUUGUGCUCUCACUGUCAAAUUCACUUUUCACAUAUGUGCCCAAUGUCGGAUCGUAAGAUCACUCUUCGAGGACGUUAUCGAUGGAGACCAACAACAAGAUCUGAGCUUCGACGAGAGAUGGUCUUACGCUAUCAAAGCUCACUUACGGGUAUUAAGAUUUGUAAAUGACGCGGUGUCGGUACUAAAAGGCGUAUGUCUUACGGAACUAUUAGGAUGUAGCGUAGUCACUUGUCUCAUUGGACUUACUGCAAUUUGGCAUCUGCAAGAGAAGAAUAAUGGAGAUUGCCUCAUGGUAAUGAUCAUAUUCACCGCGUUUGUCCUGAAUCUAUUUAUAUAUUGUUUCAUCAGCGAACAGCUUACACACCAGUAUGCAAUGAUUGGAGAAACGCUGUACGACAUCCAAUGGUAUCGUCUACCGCCGAAAAAGGCGUCAGAAAUAGUUAUAAUACUUGCAAUCUGCAACAUUCCCGUCCACCUGACCGCUGGAAAGAUUUCCGAGCUGUCCAUAAGUGUAUUUUGUGAUGUGUUCAAGGCUACCAUGGUGUAUUUAAAUGUGCUUCGUGAACUGAUGUUAUAGCCACUAGGGAUUUCAGCCAUAAGGAUUAGUAUCUCUAUUUAGUAAAGCGCUGUUUUUUGUGCGUAUGUAUGUACGUGUGUCACGAAACAAAGAUAAUGCUUUUUAGGCGGGUUCCGGUUCGUAUUUUGAAAAUCGCUGAUACAUGUCCCCCCUAAGUUGAGGUCGAGGAUGUCAUAAGUUUCAUCAAAUUUCGAAUUCAACCUUUCCUGUUCGACUUACAGCUAAG
Molecule: messenger RNA, 1711 nt
Organism: Orussus abietinus
Lineage: Eukaryota; Metazoa; Arthropoda; Insecta; Hymenoptera; Orussidae
Product: odorant receptor 2a
Exons: 6
Coding region: 253-1485 (410 amino acids)
Biological process (GO): sensory perception of smell; detection of chemical stimulus involved in sensory perception of smell
Cellular component (GO): plasma membrane
Molecular function (GO): olfactory receptor activity; odorant binding
Source: RefSeq, a predicted model, not a curated record